Molecule: messenger RNA, 1311 nt
Organism: Lobosporangium transversale
Lineage: Eukaryota; Fungi; Mortierellomycota; Mortierellomycetes; Mortierellales; Mortierellaceae
Product: WD40-repeat-containing domain protein
Exons: 4
Coding region: 139-1233 (364 amino acids)
Biological process (GO): iron-sulfur cluster assembly
Cellular component (GO): cytosolic [4Fe-4S] assembly targeting complex
Molecular function (GO): protein binding
Source: RefSeq, a predicted model, not a curated record
CUUCAUUCACUCCUCUCUUUUCUUCAACCAACUUGACCUAGGCACGACUUGACCACUCGAUUAAACAACUGCAAACAAAGCACACUGAUAUCAAGGAAAAAAUAAAAUAAAAUAAAAUAAAAUAAAUAAAAAAAGUGAAUGCCUCGUCUCGAACAACUCGUUGAGCUACAAGGUCAUGAGGACCGUGUAUGGUGCGCAGCAUGGCAUCCCACGAAAGCGAUUCUUGCAACAUGUUCUGGUGACAAGACUGUGCGGAUCUGGCAGGCAACCAAUGCACUGGACCCAACAAAGUGGCAAUGCACCAAUGUCCUUGAAGGUGCACAUCGCCGAACUAUUCGUAGUGUAGCCUGGUCGCCUGACGGCAGACAACUCGCCACAGGGUCCUUCGAUGCCACCACUGGGAUCUGGGAACGAGAAGAGGACGAAAAUGGAGAUUACGAAUGCGUUGCUACACUGGAGGGACAUGAAAACGAAACAAAAUCAAUAGCCUGGUCGAAGAGUGGAGCCUUGUUGGCAACAUGCUCCCGUGAUAAGAGUGUAUGGAUCUGGGAAGUUGAGGAAGAUAAUGACUUUGAGUGUCUCAGUGUGUUGCAGGAACAUACACAGGAUGUGAAGAUGGUUGCAUGGCAUCCUAAUGAAGAGCUUCUUGCGUCAGCCAGUUACGAUGACACGAUCAAGAUAUGGAAGGAUGAUGAUGACGAUUGGUAUUGCUCAGACACACUUCAGGGACAUGAGUCGACUGUUUGGGCCAUUGAUUUUGCUCCGUCAGGUGAUCACAUCGUCUCUGCCUCUGCAGAUCAAACACUUAAGAUCUGGCAACGGUUCCAACCUGGAAAUCCCAUGGGCAUUGUGACGCCUCGUCGAGGCGAGCCUGUCUGGAAGUGUGUAGCGUCUGUUAAGGGGGAGCAUGAACGAUGUAUCUAUUCAGUAUCAUGGUCGAGGGCGCAUGGAUUGAUCGCGUCUGCGGGCGCAGAUAAUACGAUUCGACUCUUUGAGGUUUCAGAAGUGGCGCCGGAUGCUGGCAUUGAGGGACAAUUGACAGAGGAACAGCGCAAAGCCUUGAAUGAGCCGGGUAUCUUGUUGCAGGCGAGCAAAAAAGCAGAAGUGAAGAAUGCGCACGGAACAAGUGACAUUAAUUCAGUAGCAUGGUAUCCCAAUGAAGAUCAUGGCGAUUGGCUUGCCUCUGGAGGCGAUGAUGGGAUUGUAAGGAUUUGGAGAUUAAUUCGAGACUAAAUCUCAUGAAAAAGUAGCAGCUAAACAUAUCGUAAUAGAAGGUGCUACAUCUUUGCAUUGACCUGAAAAAGAUCUCAG